Messenger RNA from Macadamia integrifolia, 3096 nucleotides. RefSeq names its product ATP-dependent DNA helicase Q-like 3. NCBI's taxonomy places the organism in Eukaryota, Viridiplantae, Streptophyta, Magnoliopsida, Proteales, Proteaceae. The coding region runs from base 299 to 2680 and encodes 793 amino acids. The record is from RefSeq and is a predicted model, not a curated record. Gene Ontology annotation, molecular function: 3'-5' DNA helicase activity; four-way junction helicase activity; nucleic acid binding. Gene Ontology annotation, cellular component: chromosome; cytoplasm. Gene Ontology annotation, biological process: double-strand break repair via homologous recombination. The transcript is spliced from 19 exons.
CUUGUUGCCAUUUAAAGGGUGAGGGCGGGGGUAUGUUUUGAAUACAUGGUUUAGAGGAUCCAUCAUUUUGAGACCUCAUCUGUAUACUACUAGACGGCUCAAAACGACGGAUUACAGGCGUUAAUUCCACAAACGCGAGGGACCUGCGGCGGCGCAAUUUACCCUUUUUAACUUUUCGUAUUGGUUUUCGUACGCCCGGGGCGGAGGGACGAGGGGAUCCUCCGCGCGGCGAGUGAAGACCUUGAGUUCGAUGCCCUCAUUUCAAGAUUGGUAAUUGUUUGGGGUUCGAGCAGUGGCGAUGAAGAAAUCAGUGUUGCCAUUGCAAAAUAUGUUUGGUACUGAGAAACAACUAUGUGAAAAGGAGAGUCUUGUGAAGCUUUUAAGAUGGCAUUUCGGCUAUUCUGGAUUCAGGGGGAAGCAGCUGGAGGCCAUUGAAGCUGUUAUCUCAGGAAGAGAUUGUUUUUGUCUCAUGCCUACAGGAGGUGGAAAAUCGAUGUGCUACCAGAUCCCUGCAUUGGCAAAACCUGGAAUUGUUCUUGUUGUUUGUCCUUUAAUAGCAUUGAUGGAAAACCAAGUACUGGCAUUAAAGGAGAAGGGGAUUGCUGCAGAAUAUCUGUCAUCUACUCAGACUUCAGUUGUCAGAGAAAAGAUCCAUAAAGAUAUUGACGCUGGAAAGCCUUCCUUAAGGUUGCUCUAUGUGACUCCAGAAUUGAUUGCAACAACUGGAUUUAUGUCAAAGCUAAUGAAACUUCAUGCUAGAGGCUUGUUGAAUCUAAUAACCAUAGAUGAGGCUCAUUGCAUUUCAUCAUGGGGCCAUGACUUCAGGCCUAGCUACCGAAAGCUUUCAUCUCUAAGGAACCACCUUCCAGAUGUGCCAAUAUUGGCUCUGACAGCAACAGCUGUUCUUAAAGUUCAGAAGGAUGUGGUGGAGACAUUGUCCUUGCGAGACCCUUUAGUCCUGAGGUCAUCAUUCAAUCGUCCUAAUAUAUUCUAUGAAGUUCGAUAUAAAGAUUUGCUCGAUGAUGUCUAUGUGGAUCUGUCUAAUUUACUCAAAUCUACUGGAGAUGUAUCCUCAAUUGUGUACUGCCUUGAACGUACAACUUGUGAUUAUUUAUCUGCUCAUCUUUCAAAGAAUGGCAUUUCCUGUGCUGCUUAUCAUGCAGGUUUGAACAGUAAACUGCGAAGUUCUGUUUUAGAUGACUGGGUUUCUUCCAAAAUUCGAGUUGUUGUGGCAACGGUUGCUUUCGGGAUGGGGAUAGAUAAAAAGGAUGUCCGGAUUGUUUGCCAUUUUAAUAUUCCAAAGUCAAUGGAAGCCUUUUAUCAAGAAUCAGGAAGAGCUGGGCGUGAUCAGCUGCCCUCGAGAAGUUUGCUGUACUAUGGAAUGGAUGACAGCAAAAGAAUGGUAUUAGUUUCUGGUUUUCCAUUCUUUGAACUCAUGAAGUUGUCACUGUGGUUUCUUAAGCAUAGAGAAGAUUUGUGGCAGGAAUUUAUUCUGAGCAACGCUGAAAGCAGGAAGUCACAAUCUUUAGGCUCCCAAGAUGGCUUGCGAAAGAAAUCCCUCGCAGAUUUCAAGCAGAUGGUUGAAUAUUGUGAAGGGUCCGGUUGUCGUAGGAAAAAAAUUCUUGAGAGUUUUGGAGAAGAGGUCCUUGCAUCAUUAUGUGGAAAAUCUUGUGAUGCCUGUAAACAUCCAAAUCUAGUUGCAAAGUAUGUGAAGGAACUUACAUGUACCUCUAUACAGAAGAAUGCAUUCUCGAAUAUCAUUAUCAGCAGCUCCUCAAAUAUGGCUGAUGAUGAUGAAUACACCGAGUUCUGGAAUCGUGAUGAUGAAGCUAGUGGCUCAGAGGAAGAUAUCUCUGAUUAUGAUGAUACUGUGGAGGCUGUGAAAAGCGUAGCCCGAUCAAAAUUGACAUCAAAGUCAAGACUAAAUCAGCGAAUUGAAUUCCUGCAGCAUGCUGAAGAGGAUUAUUAUAGGAAAAAAGCUACUGAAAAACAGAAUGGUAGCCUUGUUAACAAUAAGGUCAUAUCUGAAGCACAGAGGGAAGCAAGCAAAGAAAGAUUGUUAAAUGCCCUAAAACAGACCCAACAUGGGAACUUGAAGAUCGAAUUGGAAGCAUCAGCCACCUACCUCGAAAACGAGUGCUUCAAGAAGUAUGGGAAGUUGGGAAAGACAUUCUAUAAUUCACAAGUGGCAAGUACGUUUAGGUGGGUGUCAACCUCAAGCUAUAAGGAGUUAAUGGAUCGGCUUGGUACCUUUCUCACACGGGAGAGUGAUACCUGUACAUUGAAUUCUCAUCCAACUAAGUCUUCUUAUUCUGUGGGAGACCCCACAGAUCAAGACCAGGUGCCACAAGAAUCAAUCGAAGUUUACUGUGGUGAUGUUGGAUCUGAAACUUCUUUCAGCACCCUACGAAGGGGUACUUCUCUGGAAGCCCCAAAAGAGCAGGGUCAGGGACUGCCGAAAUUGAUUGGAGCCUGUGUUGAUGUUGGAUCCAAAGCUACUUUCAACACCUCACAGAUGGAUAGUUCUUUCCAGGCGUCAAAACUACCUCCAAUACCAUCAUUCUCAGAGUUUGUCAACAGAAAAGCAAAAGAGAGCCGAUUGGAUCUUUCAGCGGCAUCGAACAAGGAAUCAUCUUCUGGGGCACAAAAGAAUGCUGGGAAAAGGAUGAGAAUGCAGUAGAACGACACUAGUUUUAUCAGUUUUGUUUCUUGUGUUCAUGUUGGUCGUUGAACAUGGUUCUUUUGUAGUAAAUGAUGCUUAAAAAAAAGAGCAUACCCGGUGCACGAGGCUCCCAUAUGUGCGAGGUCCCCCGGGGGGGGACUACAUAGCCUUUCCUCGAGAAUGUCGAGAGGCUGUUUUGACUGCUUGACCACCAGGUCAUAAUAUUCAUACCUUACCGUUGGACCAAGUGAAAUGUUGCUUGCCAUUUUUGUAUAUUGUCUACAAGAAUCAAGGUUGCUGAUCUGAAAUUCAAUUCUGUGGAGCUCAAAGGCAGUCGUGUUCUUUGUACAUAAAAAGGACAAGGUUAGUGUUAUAUUCUAUUCCUUUUAUUGAUAGUGCUAUUUCACUGAAUUUAGUAGAGAAGUUGAAGACAA